GACAAGGAGAUGGAGCAGCAGCGCGGCUUCGGUUGCUCAGGCCCAAAUUGGGUGGCCGCACGCGGAGUACGACACCCUCGCAUGAUUACAUGUGACUGUGCACGUGAGCGGUGAUGAGAGCUCCUGAUGGAAGAGAAGAAGAGUAGAUGUUGUUAUAAUACAAGAAUAUAAUGAUAUAAGAAGGAGAUAUAAAGAAUAGAAACAUCAGAAAAAGCGUUGCGUUUAAUGUCGGGUUUAAGGCUGACGCUUAACUGGCGAAUAACGGGAUCAAACCUAGCCCUGGCGUAUUGUGUAUUAGUAGUGGAGUAGUGGAGUAGUAUCUAGUAUCAUCAUUACAGUAAAAGAUACAACAAUGUGCAAGCCUACUACCUGCGACAAGUGCUCCGGCAAGACCUGGUUUGGAUGUGGACUCCAUAUUCCGUCUGUUCUCGACAAUGUUCCGCAGUCUGAGUGGUGCUCGUGUCCUAAGCCUGAGGGAAGUGCUUAUCCUCCUAAGGGGCCGAUGCCUUCCGCUUGAUUAGGCUGAGAAGACCUCAGUGUCUGUCUCGGCGUGAUUUGGCUUGAGCGUGUCUAUUGAGUGUGUCUUUGAAUGAUGUUGAGCAAUGUCAGAUUGAGCGUGCUCUCUGAAUCUACUUUAUCAACUUGUAUGAAUUGAUGGUGGAUCUGAGAGUGGAGUAGAAUAGUGAAUAGAGUGAGUGAGUGAGUGAGUGAGUGUGGGGAUGUGGGGAAUGUUCAAGAAUAUCAACUACUCAAUUAUCUCCCCUCAAUCAAUAAUCAGUAAUCAGUAAUCAGUAAUCAGUAAUCAGUAAUCAGU
Molecule: messenger RNA, 814 nt
Organism: Myxozyma melibiosi
Lineage: Eukaryota; Fungi; Ascomycota; Lipomycetes; Lipomycetales; Lipomycetaceae
Exons: 3
Coding region: 353-517 (54 amino acids)
Source: RefSeq, a predicted model, not a curated record